AGGACAUGACGUCACUCACUUGACUUGUUCAGCGGGGCGAGAAGUCGUUAGUUUACGAUAUUCAUCUUCUCCUGAUGUUCUCCAAGUGUACUCUUGAUUUUUUCAUGGUUUAAUCACGCACUACCUUUACACAUCAAACAGCCACCAUAUGAUACGGCCCAGAUCACUCCCUCUUCGGUACCCAAACCGCUCCUUACCUCUCUUCCGAUUCCGCAACCACCUCAUUUCCCGUUCCAUUCUUACCGAUUCAUCCACUGCUUUGCCCACUUCUUCGUCAUCAGCUCCUCGAAGCACGGCAUCAUUCUACAUCUCCAACGUCUUCCCUAUUCAGCUGGGAAGAUUGGAUUUCAGGCCCAGUAUUGCUUCUUUUCUUAGAGAAGAAGCGCUUCUCGAACAUCUGCAUGCCAUUGCAAACGACGUUAAAGUCCAUGGGUUCCAAGUUGAAAACUGGGAAGUCAGCAGGAAAGAUGGGGGUGUGUUCUUACAUUUUUCCUAUAUCGCUCCAACAGAGGAGCAGACUUCGAAGGAAGAAGAGAAGGUAGAUGAGGAGAAAGCUGCCAGGAUCGGUGUGGAGUCGACGCCCUCGUCCUACACACAAAACCAGCCUGGUCGGUUAUUCAUAUCUCCUCUAGAGGAAUCAGCCCAGAAACAUGGAGGAUGGCCCAGCUGGUUAGGCAACUGGUGGGCGCAGAAAAAGUGGCAUGACGAUAGAAAAGUACCCGGUCAUACACUAUACUCAUCAAGAGCGGAGGAUGGUGAAGAUGCAGCGAUGGAUGGAGAUGAAGGGGGUUUAGUAAAGGGAAGCGCAGGGGCCGUGAAGGGACUGCAAGGCGCUGCUGGGGGUGGAAGAGUAUGGGUUGUAAAGGGCAAGCAAUGGACAGAGGAUAUGAAUCGCUUCCCAUCAAACAGAUUGAGAGUCGAGUUCGACGGGCCCGAUGUCUCUCAGGAAAUGCUAUAUACGCUCUUCCGACCAUACGGUCGUCUGGCAGAUAUCCAGCCCCCUACUCCUGUGCCAGCAGGCUCGCUGCGUUUCGCAUCCGUUUCAUUCUCGCGCCUCUCUCCUGCAGCUAUAGCAAUCAAUGCUCUUCACGGAUAUUCAACGCCGACUAAUACAGCAGAUUUCACCAUUCGCGUUCUCUCCUCGGCCACUGAUAAACCUAUCCCAUUGAGCAGGCUUAGGUUAUUCUACGAAAGGCCAUUGAAGGCUCACGCCCUGAGAGACUGGAUAAGUUCCCAUCCCAGACUCGUUCUUCCAGUGGUUGCCUUUUUAAUUGGUACCUUGAGUUACACUUUCUUUGAUCCUAUCAGGGCAUUCUUUGUGCGAUCUAAGCUUGAAGGUGUAUGGGAUAUCAACGAAUACUCUCUUAUCAAAACACUUCGUCAGAAGUUUGUACUCCCAACUUCAUUCGGCUUCCUCAACUCUUCAACUUCAGAAACAGAGAAUUCAGAGGAAGCUAUCGGCAAGAAUGCAUGGGCGGACAGGAUUGAAGCAGAGAAGGGUGUGGAACAGUGGCUGGCAGAGUAUCCUUCGACGUUCAUAACCAUAACCGGUCCACCUGGUAGCGGAAAAUCAAGCCUUGUGACAAGAGUGUUGAAGCAGCAGGAUAAGCCGGCGAUGGUCAUUGAUUGUGAAGAGAUUGCGAAAGCAAAGAACGAUGCUGGUUUGGUCAGUGCCCUAGCAGACCAAACAGGUUAUUACCCGGUCUUCUCAUUCAUGUCAUCCCUUUCCGGACUCAUCGACCUCGCCGCUGUCGGCCUUAUCGGCCAAAAAGCAGGGUUCUCCACGCCUGUCGACCAACAACUUCGUCAAAUGCUCGAAAUCGUCGGUGGCGCUCUCAAAGACGUCUCCACCCAUGCCCAAAAGUCUCAUCAGGAAGCAUUCCAGGCUCAAAAAGACCAAGUUGAGACUGAUAAGAUGAGGCAGAGAAAGAGACAGAUGAUCGCAAGAGGUUGGCACGAUGGAAGACUGGAUUGUGUAGCCGGUAAUGGCUUGAGUGAAUUGGGGGUCGGAGAUGAACCGUUUGAGGAGCAAGAUUGGGAUAGCGUCCCGUUAGCGGUCCCUAUGGGUGGAAAUGUAGCUCCAAUCCAGGGUGAUACCGUCCUUACUUCCCUGACUGCCUCAACAGACAAGGUCGAAUCUGAAAAACUCGAGCUGCAAACGACGGCAUCCACAGAACUUGAUGUCGAAAGCGAAACAAUCAAGUCCCUCCCCAUCGUUGUCCUCAAAAACUUUGCACAGAAGACUGCGAAAGGUGAUCUAUGGAAUGUCCUUGCGGAAUGGGGCGCGAGUCUGGUAGAGAACAAAGUGGCACAUGUGAUAGUUGUUACCGAAGGUCCAACGGCUACCAAGGCGCUGACAAAGGCGUUACCGGCCAAGCCGCUUAAUACAGUAGGAUUAGCAGAUGCGGAUGAGGUGAAUGCCUUGGCAUAUGUAAGGGACAAACUUCGACCGCACACAGCUGCGACCACGACUACCACCGCCUCUAAUUCAACUAGUACUGCGAACGCCGGCAAUGAGUCUCAAAAACAGGGCUCGGAUCCCAAAGCUUAUACUCUUUCUCCAGAGGAUAGCGCACAGAUAGCCAAGUUGGGAGGUCGUAUGGUCGACCUCGAAAAUUUGGUGUACAAGGUUCGAACUGGAUCGAAGAUCAAGGAUGCGGUGGAUGACAUCAUUCUGAGGAAUGUGGUAGAGCUGAGAAAGGCGGCGUUUGGAGAUGACAGUGAGGAUGCAAAGGCGUUGCAGUGGACCAGAGCGCAGGCUUGGAAAGUUGUCUCUGAACUCGCUAACAAAGGAGAGAUACCGUAUAACAAGAUGCUUCAAGAAUUCCCUUUCAAAGGCGCUGAACAGAGUUUGAAGGCGCUUGAAGAGCAUGAGCUGGUGUCUGUGUCGUAUAUCGAUGGACGUGCAUCAAUGGUCAAGCCUGGCAAACCCGUGUUUAGAUACGUCUUCCAAGCACUCGUCAAUGAUCCCAUUUUCAAAUCAUCAUGUCAAAUCGAGUACAACAACGCCAUCAUCGCCAAAUCCGAAUCCGAUAUCAAAGCAUAUGAGCAAGAACUGAUGAAUCUCAAAAACAUCACGACGGAGGGUGGCUCCAACGCGAUUGGAGUUUCGGGCGGAUGGCUGGGUUUGGGUGGAAACAGUGCGAUUAGAGAUAGGGGGAAAUGGUUAUUGGAUAAAAUGGGAGGAUUGGUUGACAAGGUUGGUAAGCUGGAGAAAGAGAAUGCGGAGAUGGUGAAGGUGUUGUCCAGUGGGCGAUAAAAAUGAAGUGAUGUGCAGAUCAAGAAUUGUUUUUUCGAGCUUGAUUAACCCUCGCAGAGAAAAUUACUUGUUUGUACAUAUAUAUAUGUAUAGUGGUC
Cryptococcus deneoformans JEC21 is the source of this 3357-nucleotide messenger RNA. Its product is annotated as exonuclease, putative. Gene Ontology annotation, molecular function: RNA binding. Gene Ontology annotation, cellular component: mitochondrial inner membrane. The coding region runs from base 149 to 3259 and encodes 1036 amino acids. The record is from RefSeq and is a predicted model, not a curated record. NCBI's taxonomy places the organism in Eukaryota, Fungi, Basidiomycota, Tremellomycetes, Tremellales, Cryptococcaceae. The transcript has 10 exons.